AUGCGCCUCAACCCCGAGAAAUGUGCCUUCGCCGUCCAAGGGGGUAAGUUCUUAGGCUUCAUGCUGACGUGCAGGGGAAUAGAGGCAAACCCAGACAAAUGCCGAGCAGUGCUAGACAUGGCCAGCCCCAAAACAGUAAAAGAAGUCCAGCGCCUCACAGGACGCCUUGCCGCACUUUCCAGAUUUGUUCCCUGUUUAGCUUCAACUUCUGUUCCUUUUUUCCAAACAAUAAAAAAGAAAAGUAAAUUCGAGUGGAACGACGAUUGUGAGAGGGCCUUUUCAAAAUUAAAAACAACACUCUCACAACCGCCGAUCCUACAAAAACCCCUACAAGGGGAGGAUUUAUUUCUAUAUUUAUCGGUAACUGAUUGGGCAAUAAGCUCAGCCCUUGUUACAGAAAGAAGCAAAGUUCAGCAUCCAGUGUACUUUGUUAGCAAAACUCUACAGCAUGCCGAACUUAACUAUCCAAGGAUUGAAAAGCUCGCGUUAGCACUCAUAUUCUCGGCGCGACGUUUCCGACCUUAUUUCCAGAGUCACGUUAUCCAUGUCAGAACAGAUCACCCACUAAGACAAGUGCUGUACAAACCAGAAGUUGCAGGACGACUAAUUAAAUGGGCAGUCGAACUGUCUGAAUUCGACAUCAGAUACCAAUCCAGAGGACCAAUCAAGUCACAAUUCCUGGCAGAUUUUAUUGCCGAACUUACCAUACCAUCUGAAGAAGAUCAUGCAAAACAAUGGAUUUUAUUUGUCGACGGCUCCUCAAAUCAAGAAGGCUGUGGUGCAGGAAUUCGUCUUGAAGCCGACGACGGAUUCAUCUUGGAACACUCAAUACACUUAGCCUUCAAAGCAAGCAACAACCAGUCCGAGUAUGAAGCACUACUCGCCAGACUCAGACUUUGCUCAGAUCUUCAAAUAUCGACGAUCAAGGUAUAUUGUGACUCUUUGUUAGUCGUACAGCAGGUAAAUGACCUCUUCCAGGUAAAAGACCCUCUACUUUCUAAAUACCUGCUACUAGUAAAGAAACUUUCAAAGAAAUUUAUCAAAUUUGAAAUAGAACAUAUUCCUCGAGAACAAAACCAGAGAGCAGAUCUCUUAUCUAAGCUCGGCAGUACUCAGUCUACUCUAACCACACUACACCAGUUCACAAUAACAUCACCCACUGUUACUCUGAUAAACGCAUUAAGUGUUUCACAGGAAACAGAUUGGAGGAUGAACUUUAUACACUAUUUAGAAACAGGUGUUGUGCCAGAAGGGGUCGAAAACAGUAAAAAAUUUCGGCGGCAAGCAUCCUUCUUCACAAUCCUAAAUGGAGAACUAUAUCGACGAGGUUAUACCCGGCCACUACUCAUAUGUCUCAACAAGUCCGAAGCAGAAACAGCUUUAGCCGAGGCACACGAGGGAGUCUGCGGGACACACACAGGAGCUCGGAGCCUAGCAUCAAAGGUCCUCCGGGCUGGGUUUUUCUGGCCGACUUUAACACACGACAGCAAACAGAAAAUCAGGACAUGCAACAAUUGCCAAAGACAUGCACCCCUGAUACACAUACCUGCCGAACAGUUACAUCACGCAGACAUCAGUUGGCCAUUCAACCAAUGGGGUCUAGAUAUACUCGGGCCGUUCCCUACGGCACCGGGCCAGGUAAAAUAUCUUAUUGUCGGAAUUGAUUAUUUCUCCAAAUGGGUGGAGGCCCAACCUUUAGCAAGAAUAACAUCACAACAAACAAUCACAUUUGUUUGGAAGCACAUUAUUUGCCGUUUCGGCAUACCUCAGCAUAUUACAACUGACAAUGGUCGCCAGUUUGCCGAUCAAAAAUUUCAAGCUUUUUUGCAGAAUCUAAAAAUAAAACAACACUUCGCCUCUGUGGAACAUCCCCAAACGAACGGCCAAGCUGAAGCCGCAAACAAAGUCAUCUUACAUGCACUAAAGAAGAAACUAGACGAGGCCAAAGGACUCUGGGCCGAAUUAAUACCUGAAGUACUUUGGGGAUACAACACCACCCCACAAACAUCAACAAAGGAGACACCAUUCAGAUUGGUAUAUGGCUCAGAGGCCAUGAUACCCCUGGAGAUCUCCCAGAACUCUAUCCGAACUUACAUAAAAAAUCAGGACGAGACUCGGAAAUCCGAGCUCGACGUGAUCGAAGAAAUAAGAGACAUAGCCACAUUGAGGCAACGCGCAGCGCAGCAAGCCAUAGCUCGACAAUACAACAAAGCGGUGAGAAACAGAAACUUCGUCACAGGAGAUCUAGUUCUCCGCAAAACCGAAACUGCUCGGAAACCACCAACACAUGGAAAGCUCGCAGCUAAUUGGGAUGGUCCAUACCGAGUAUCCCAAGCACUCGGCCAAGGAGCAUACAAAUUAGAAACACUAGAUGGUAACUUCUUACCUAGUACAUGGAAUGUAUCCUCCUUAAAGAAAUUUUAUAGUUAA
Messenger RNA from Arachis ipaensis, 2430 nucleotides. The record is from RefSeq and is a predicted model, not a curated record. NCBI's taxonomy places the organism in Eukaryota, Viridiplantae, Streptophyta, Magnoliopsida, Fabales, Fabaceae.